Messenger RNA from Bombus pyrosoma, 2022 nucleotides. RefSeq lists its product as uncharacterized. Lineage: Eukaryota; Metazoa; Arthropoda; Insecta; Hymenoptera; Apidae. The transcript is spliced from 3 exons. The record is from RefSeq and is a predicted model, not a curated record. Bases 167 to 679 code for a protein of 170 amino acids.
UUUAUAUUCUUUUAUCAGUUAUAUACAUAGUUAUUAUUUGAAAUAAUGUUUUCCUUUAUUUGCAUAACGUGCGAGCAAACUGCGUACCUGCGUUUUAUUCAACAGUAAAAAUUUAACGUCAAUUUUUAUAAUGACAUGAUUUUGCUAAAACUAAUAAAUUAUCGGUAUGAAGUACCAGCAGAUCUCGGUCGAUUUUAUAAGUAUGGUGUACACCGCUUGUUCGUACUUGGCUCUCGCUGGAGUCGUUUGGAUAUUCUUACGGCUCAUCCAGGCGUGCUUUUGGUUACCACGCCAUCUGAAAAGACAAAAUAAUGUUCAACGGAUGCUGCAAGACAAGAUGGAGGGCUAUGAGAAGUACAUAUUGGAAUGCGAAAGAAAAGAAAAGAUUGAACAAGAAUUGCAAGGCGGGGAUGCCAAGUUUGAUCCCGAGCAAGCGGAGAAAUGGAAAGAACGAAGAGAAUGUCUGGAAAUGUUGAAGAGGGAAUUAAGUAAGAUUCGCGAUGGCGGUGACGAUUCGCAAGACUGGGACUAUCUCUUGGAAGAUGAUGAAAAGAAGGAAGCUAGUAUUACAGAAAUUCAAGAUGACGAAAUUUCUAAAGAUGGACCUAAUGGUAAAAUAAACGCAAGCACGAACGUGAUCAAACAAGUAGCCGAUUCGGAGGAGAAAAAGGACAAAUAAUUAUGUUUCGCAUCAUCUCUGUAAGAACGCAACGGCAUCUAUGAUAACAGAUUGAAGAUGUUUUAAAUCUAUUUAGUUCGUAAAAAUCGUAGAUAAAAUCGUAAGAUGAAACAUUUAAAGAAUUCGAUUCGAAGUAUUUAAAAAAUAUGCAUCGAGAUAAAUGUGUGUACAUUUAAAAACAAACAGAAGAAAUGGUAAUUAUUAAUUCUGUGAACAAAUUUUUAACAAUUUUGUUUUUGAACGUAUCGUUGCUGCCGCGAUCAUACAAUAAUUAAUAUCAUAAACAGUUUUAACCUUAAUACGUUUCGUCCACAUAAUUCACGUACGAGGCACAAGAAUUUAGUAAUUAAUACGUAUUAAGUAUUUGAUUCUACUUAUACUUAAUUAUAUUUGCAAUGAUAUACGAGUGAAUGCAUUUUAUUGUACGUACUUAAAUAUACAAUUUUUACGAAAAAUUACCUGUUGACACGAAAAUGUAAAAUAAGUGCAUAUACAUUAGAAACACAAUUCAAAAUUAAAGUUCAAUCUAUUACAUACACGUGCCUCUUUAAAAUUGCAAUGUAAUCAAGGGAUAUAUCGACUUUUGCAAUCAUUAGCCUGCAAUAAUUUAAAGAAUUCAUUUAAUUAGUUUAUAAUGUGACAAAAUUAUUAUAUUAUAAUAUAGAAGAUGUAUUAGAAUAUUAAUAAUUUUAAUAUAUUUUUGUUAUAUUUAUUAUUAUUAUUAUUAUUUAGUGCUGUAUACGUAUUGAGACUUUAAAGAAGUGCCCUUAUAAAAAUAGAAUAGGUAUAUUCUUAAAAAUGACUGAAACACAUACACGAAAAACAAAUGAAAUUAAGAUAUUUAAAAAAUCGAAUUUAUAAUACCUAACAGAGUUAAUUUAUCGAAAUAUUACAUAUGGAAAGAACAAUUAUGAUAUUUUUGUACUGGAUUUUUAUCAAACAUAAUGUAAAGUGUAAACUUUAUAGUAUUUAUAACAAAUAUUUAAAGUUACCAAUUCUAACCAGGAAAAUGAAUUGAACUGAAUAUAAUAAUAUAUAAACCAAGUGUGAUUUCGUAUGCAACUAAUGCACCGUAUUUUUUACAUACAUGUACAUCAACAAAGUCCUAUUUAUUCUUCAGACGUGUUAUACAUCUAUGUACUUAUCUUUGUAUCGUUUGAAUUAUAAAAGUAAGAACACCAAAUAUACUUAAUAUUAAUCUUGAAAUUUUUAUUAAUUAGAUCGUAUCUAACUAAAUUUAAUUUAUCAUUUGGUAUCUCACAGUAUUAUUAAAUAAAUGUAAAAUAAAAAGAACUUCGUAAAAUAAAAAAAAUGUAAUAACUUUCAAUAAAUCAUAUACACGU